Messenger RNA from Schistosoma curassoni, 264 nucleotides. NCBI's taxonomy places the organism in Eukaryota, Metazoa, Platyhelminthes, Trematoda, Strigeidida, Schistosomatidae. The record is from the annotation of a GenBank genome assembly.
AUGGCAGCAGCUAUUGCAGUUGGAGAUCAUCAAACUGAAUUCAUUCGUUUCUUGCUCACAAUAUUUACACAUAUAUGUGUAGAUAUACACAGAAUGAAUAAAUCCAAUAAUAAUGAAUACGAUGAGUUGACAAAACGUAUAGGUUUUACAUCAAUGAUGGAACUUAUCUGUAUUUGUUUAUUUCCAUUAAUAUUACAAUGUUUACGAUCACUGAGUAUUUUCAAACAAGAUGGCAGUUUAAUCCAAGAACACUACACUAUAUAA